AUGCCAUCUGUUGUUGGGAAUGAUCAAUAUGGGGUAUACCCAACCGAUGGAACUACAUUUCAGUUGUCUCCAGAUCCGUUGGAUGAUUACCAAAGAUAUCUAUUUGUAGAAGUGUAUGAACUAAUGCGACCCAGUUUGGCGCAAUUUCCCCAUGCUUUGAAGUCACAGUUAUCUAUCGACCGGAAGGAAUACAAGACAAAUACAGUUUUUGAAUCAUUCGAAUCGCAAUCCAGUGGUGAUAUAAAUGAGGAAGGAUCUCAUACCUUGGGCCAAGAGAAUAAUGGAAAAUAUACCAACGAAAGGCGACAGAAUCAUCGUAAUAAGUCGGGCAGCCUGGGAAAGUUGAAAAAAUCUACCAGUUUAAUUUGUAACGAAUAUAUCAUUCCGGAUAUAUCAAGAAACCCGGUGACACAACGGACUUUUGACCCUCAUUUUCAGCCGUAUUUGCAAUUAACUCCAUACAACAUUCUUUCAUUAGAAGACGAACAAGAAGACACUGAUCCAAACCAACCAUGUUUUCCUGAUGAUUUAUCUUCUUCUGACCGUGAGUUGAGGACUGCUAUAAACCUGUCCAAUAAACCAGGUUCUAACAUUACAAAAAAUCAAGAAUUUAGAAUGAUUAAAUUGAACGCCAAGAUUAACCAAACACUGAUCAUAAAUCCAAACAAUUGCAUAAUUUGGAAUUGUGAAACGGGGUAUGUGUUUUUCACUGGUAUUUGGAGAUUGUACCAAGAUAUCAUGAAAUGCUUAUGCACCACGAAUAGACAAUAUCAACAAGACCAAUCUGCCCGCAUCCAUUGUUGUAAAGAAUUGCAGAAAGUCUUGUUCCAAGUCAUAUACGGUAAACUGGACAAACCAAGUAAAAAAGACUCCCAACAAAAAUGGAACAAAUGGUUUCAAAGAGAAUCCUUCUCAACUUAUAUCGAUUUGCAUUGGCAUAAGUUGAACCCUACAUUAUCAACGCUAUUGGGUCAAUCCUAUGAUGCAAAAAUUCCCUUUGAACGUAUGGUGAAGAGAAUUAGAGGAGGAUAUAUCAAGAUUCAAGGGACUUGGUUGCCAUAUCCUGUUUCUAAAGAGUUGUGUUCGAGAUUUUGCUACCCCUUGAGAUAUCUACUAGUCCCAUUGUUUGGUCCCGAUUUUCCUGAGAAAUGUGAAUACUGGUAUUCACAAAGAACAGAAAUUUCGCCGUCCCUCACUGCUUCAAUCUCUCCAAAGUCAACAAAUUCCAUCUCAACUCUCACUAGCGAUGAAAGAGAUAGCUUGAAUACUGCUCAAGAUCUUCUAAAUAUUUCUCGCAGAUCUUCCUGGAAUGAAUAUAGACACCCGUCGAUUGUUCCUCAAAUCCAUCUGCAAAAUCGUCACUAUCGUUCGCAAUCAUGGACCGGAAUAGUUCAGCAGAAUCCAGCUGCUGAAGAAAGAAGAAAAUCUUCUGAUGUCACUUUACCGCCAAUACAGUAUUUGUUUGAUGAUAUAAGAAACUCAUACUUAGAUGACCCAAAAAGAUAA
Molecule: messenger RNA, 1506 nt
Organism: Kluyveromyces lactis
Lineage: Eukaryota; Fungi; Ascomycota; Saccharomycetes; Saccharomycetales; Saccharomycetaceae
Gene: XBP1
Product: Xbp1p
Exons: 1
Coding region: 1-1506 (501 amino acids)
Molecular function (GO): DNA binding
Source: RefSeq, a predicted model, not a curated record